Benincasa hispida (wax gourd) is the source of this 2289-nucleotide messenger RNA. The record is from RefSeq and is a predicted model, not a curated record. Lineage: Eukaryota; Viridiplantae; Streptophyta; Magnoliopsida; Cucurbitales; Cucurbitaceae.
UGUAUCUGGGCCUGGCCCAAUUAAAACCAGCCAGCCCAAUUUCAUUGCUCGAGAAGACAAACGCAGGGCUGAGACCGGCGGUGAUUGAGCUUUGUUAUUCUUGCUUGCCCUCACGGACGAAAAUCUCGGCGAAGUAAAAGAUGGGUAUCGAAAUUUGUGGAAGAAUAGACAAAGUAAAUGGAAAAGGGUUGAGUUAUAAGGAAUUUGUAGAACGAUACAUGGAGAAGAACCAACCUGUGGUGUUGACAGGUCUCAUGGAUGAUUGGAAGGCUUGCAGCGAUUGGGUCGACGAGAAUAGGCAGCCAAAUCUAGGGUUCUUUUCCACUCAUUUCGGGAAAUCCAGGGUACAGGUUGCAGAUUGCAGUACUAGAGAAUUUACAGAUCAGAAGAGAGUAGAAAUGUCUGUUUCAGAGUUCAUUGAUCAAUGGUGUAAGGAGCCUAUACAGGAGCAUGGCCUUGCCUCAGACCACGGACUUACAAACAAGUCUGUACUAUACUUGAAGGACUGGCAUUUUGUGAAGGAAUACCCAAAUUAUACAGCAUACUCAACUCCACACUUCGUUUGUGAUGACUGGCUCAACCUGUACCUUGACAGUUACCGUAUGCACAGGGACUCUGACUCUUACCAAGAGAAAGAUGAAAUAAGUUGUUCUGACUAUCGUUUUGUUUACAUGGGAGCAAAAGGUUCUUGGACUCCACUUCAUGCUGACGUUUUCAGGUCAUACAGCUGGUCAGCAAAUGUUUGUGGAAAGAAACAAUGGUUUCUUUUACCUCCUUCUCAGUCUCAUCUUGUAUUUGACAGGAAUAUGAAGGCCUGCAUAUACAAUAUCUUUGAUGAUAUAAGUGAAGAUUUGUUUCCAGGUUUUAAGAAGGUAAGUUUGAUUCCAUAUGUUCAACCUCUUCUCCUUCUAUCUCUUGAAUAUAUCAUCUUUUUCCAUGUUCAUUUGUUUAUCAUUAUGCAGGCUGCCUGGUUGGAGUGUACUCAAGAACAGAACGAAAUUAUAUUUGUGCCUAGUGGCUGGUAUCAUCAAGUUCAUAAUCUGGAUGACACUGUAUCAAUAAACCACAAUUGGUUUAACUCCUACAACCUCUGUUGGGUGUUGGACUUGAUGUCACGGGACUACAACGAAGCUAAGGAGUACAUAGAAGACAUUAGAGAUAUAUGUGAUGAUUUUGAAGGUCUCUGUCAGCGCAAUCUCGCAGCUAACACAGGCAUGAACUUCUACGACUUUUUCAUCUUCUUAGCAUGCUUUUCGCUCGCCAAUUUGGUUGUACUUGACACUCUAGCUAGAGACACCGAAAAUGUUGCUGGGAGCUCAUCUCCAAUGGUUCAACAGUUGGCUCAGAAUCUUGCUUCAAUACAGAAGAUUGCCUUGAAAAUGAAAUUCCUGGAAUGUUUUUCAGAAGACCAAGGAUUCGUGUUGGAUUUAGAAGAAACACACAAAGAUCCCAACUUUUCUAAACUCUGUUAUUCUUUAAUUCAAACUUGUGGGUCCAUACACAAACAACAGAUUUCGAACUUUUGUACGAAGGCAAUUGCAACACAUGAUUCUAGGACAUCGAAUGUCAUUCAAAACUUUUGUGAUGGUGUUUCAUCGCCUGAAGAUCUAGUCAAAUUUAUCGACACGGUCUUAACCAAACACACAAACUUAGAAUCACCAGAAUGAUUGUUUUCAAACAUGCACAACUGAUUCUCAAGCUAGUUGUUAGUAGAAGAGUGUGGUUCAUCUUCAUCUAUCAGGCAUUUGAGAAAUGAGAAAUAUGAUGAAUCCCAUUGGUAAUGGUCCUCCUGGCAUUGAAGUGACAAAUCUUGCGUACAGAUUCUCUUUCUCUCUCAUGAUUGGAUAGUCGCAGUGAUUCAAAGAAAGGGAGGAAAAACAGAGGUUAGUAGUCAGUGGUUUGAUUUGAAAGUGACCCCAGUGGUGGAUCAGAUUGUGGGAGCACCCACCUAAGAUCACCAUCUUUUAUGGGCCUUUGCUUUUUCCCUGAUCUGUCCCCAUAAAAGUGUUGUUUCCUUUGCUUUUGUUGGUAAAGUAAACUGUAUUAUUGUAUGCUUUUUCAGUCCAGGCCACCACACAAAGAUGAGUGUCUGUGUUUAAAGUUGGCGGCACCAAGCAGUGGCGUCCAUUUCACUCUUCUCAUUCACCUCAACCUCCCUGUUCUCCAUUACCACUGUUCUUCAUUCCCUCUCAUCUCUUGUUUUCUUUCGAAGAAUCUGUAUUGAACAAAUCCUUGGAACUGUUUUUAAGUAGUUUGUGAAUGUGAGAUUUCUGUUAUUUGUUUGUCUAA